This is a messenger RNA of Chanos chanos (milkfish), 551 nucleotides long. RefSeq names its product von Hippel-Lindau tumor suppressor like (gene vhll). The record is from RefSeq and is a predicted model, not a curated record. The transcript has 3 exons. Bases 1 to 480 code for a protein of 159 amino acids. NCBI's taxonomy places the organism in Eukaryota, Metazoa, Chordata, Actinopteri, Gonorynchiformes, Chanidae.
AUGGCUGAACAGGAAGCGAAGGCACCUCUCAGAUCUCUUCAUUCAGAUGUACCCACAUUUGUCAACUUUGUGAAUAAAUCAAACGGAAAAGCCAGGGCAUGGUGGCUGAAUUUCUCGGGUCAACCUGUCUCAUAUGAUGAUAUAAGUCCAAGUCAUGGACUGAAGAUGAAUACUUUUCUGACUCACCCAUGGAUUUUUAGGAGAAGCGAAACGGGCGAAAAAUUACUCGUUAAUUUUAAUGACGUUUACUUCCCAGCUCCACCUGAGUAUGACGAACAUGGCUUUCCUCAGUAUCGAACCGUCAUUAUCACAACCCCAGUAUACACUCUUCAAGAAUGCUGUUCACAUUUGAUCCGCAAAUUAGUGAAGAAAAAUGACAUCUUGAAGUUGGACAUUCCCGAAUUUUUGAGACAUGACCUCUGCCAGACCCCAGAUUUACACAAAGAAAUCCGUGAUUUAAGCGCAUCAAGACAAACAUAAGUGGUUAUGUAGAAAUCUUACUGAAAAGUUUCAAAAAGACUUAAAAAAUUACUCUAAGUUAGCAGUGUUUC